ACAGGCACACAGCGAGAAGUGGCAGUCGUGCGUACAGUAUGCUGGCCAAGGGACUUUCCUUGCGCUCAGUGCUGGUCAAAGGCUGCCAACCUUUCUUGAGCCCUACCUGGCAGGGGCCAGUGCUGGCCAUUGGAGGGGAAGCUGGCAUCUCUACUAAUAGUCCUCGGCCUUUCAGUGAGAUCCCUUCUCCCAGUGACAAUGGCUGGCUAAACCUGUACCACUUUUGGAAGAAGAAUGGCACACACAGAAUCCACUAUCAUCAAAUGCAGAGUUUCCAGAAGUAUGGCCCCAUUUACAGGGAGAAGCUUGGCAGCGUGGAGUCUGUUUAUAUUCUGGAUCCUGAAGACGCAGAACUGCUGUUUUUACGCGAGGGUCCCUACCCAGAACGAUACAUUUUGCCCCCCUGGCUUGCCUAUCACCAGUAUUACCAGAGGCCCCUUGGGAUCCUGUUUAAGAAGUCAGAAGCUUGGAAGAAAGAUCGAAUUGUCCUAAACCAGGAAGUGAUGUCCCGCGACGCCAUCAACAACUUCAUGCCCCUGAUUGAAGGUGUAGCUCAUGACUUCGUCAAGGUCUUGCACAGGCGCAUCAAGGAGCAGAACUCUGGAAAAUUUUCAGGGGACAUCAGUGGUGACCUGUUCCGCUUUUCCUUUGAGGCCAUCACCAAUGUCAUGUUUGGGGAGCGCCUGGGGAUGUUGGAGGAGAUCGUGGACCCUGAAUCCCAGCGGUUCAUCGAUGCUGUCUACCAGAUGUUCCACACUAGUGCCCCCAUGCUCAUCCUGCCUCCAGAACUCUUUCGAUUCUUCAGAACUAAGAUCUGGAAGGACCAUGUGGCUGCCUGGGAUGUGAUUUUUGAUAAAGCUAAUGAAUACAUUCAGAACUUCUACUGGGACUUACGGCACAAGCAAGACUUCAACCAGUACCCUGGUGUCCUCUAUAGCCUCCUGAGUGGUAACAAGAUGUCCUUCAAGAACAUCCAGGCCAACAUUACGGAGAUGCUGGCAGGAGGAGUGGACACGACAUCCAUGACCCUGGUGUGGAACUUUUACGAGAUGGCACACAACUUGAAAAUACAGGAGAUGCUGCGGGCAGAGAUUCUGGCUGCCCGGCGCCAGGCCCAGGGAGAUAUGGUCAAGAUGAUGCAGUUGGUCCCACUUCUAAAAGCCAGCAUCAAGGAGACCCUGAGGCUCCACCCCAUCGCUGUGACCUUGCAGAGGUAUCUUGCAAAUGAUGUGGUGCUUCGUAAUUACAAGAUUCCUGCCAAGACAUUGGUGCAGGUGGCUACCUAUGCCAUGGGCCGAGAACCCAGCUACUUCUCCAACCCAGACAAGUUUGACCCAACUCGCUGGCUGGAAAAAAGCAAAAAUAGCACCCACUUCCGAUACUUGGGCUUUGGCUGGGGUAUUAGACAGUGUCUGGGCCGGCGGAUUGCGGAGCUGGAGAUGACCAUCCUCCUCAUCAACGUGCUGGAGAACUUCAGAAUUGAAGUUCAAAGUCUCUCUGAUGUGGGGACCAAGUUCGGUCUCCUCCUGUUGCCUGAGAAGCCCAUCCUCUUCAACUUCCAGCCUCUCAAGAAGGACCUGGACACCACCAUGAUCAGACAGGGUGGCACUGUCUGAACUGCAGACUGGAGUCACACGGGGCGAUGGCCCUAUGGGGGCCUUUGGGCAGGUGUCUCUGUCUCCAGAAACACCUGCUCCCUUUGGAUGGUUCUGAGCUCUCAGGGGCCACCUGCUUAGGUUAGCUGGGUCCUCCUUCUUUAUCCACUCUCCUCCUUUACUUACCCAGAAAGUUAAUAAACAGAUGAACUCUG
Messenger RNA from Alexandromys fortis (reed vole), 1810 nucleotides. It is a transcript of the gene Cyp11a1, whose product is annotated as cytochrome P450 family 11 subfamily A member 1. The transcript has 9 exons. Gene Ontology annotation, cellular component: mitochondrial inner membrane. The record is from RefSeq and is a predicted model, not a curated record. Gene Ontology annotation, biological process: cellular response to peptide hormone stimulus; cholesterol metabolic process; glucocorticoid biosynthetic process. Lineage: Eukaryota; Metazoa; Chordata; Mammalia; Rodentia; Cricetidae. The coding region runs from base 39 to 1616 and encodes 525 amino acids. Gene Ontology annotation, molecular function: cholesterol monooxygenase (side-chain-cleaving) activity; heme binding; iron ion binding.